Lucilia cuprina (Australian sheep blowfly) is the source of this 372-nucleotide messenger RNA. RefSeq lists its product as uncharacterized. Bases 1 to 372 code for a protein of 123 amino acids. The transcript has a single exon. NCBI's taxonomy places the organism in Eukaryota, Metazoa, Arthropoda, Insecta, Diptera, Calliphoridae. The record is from RefSeq and is a predicted model, not a curated record.
AUGGUGACCCAUUGGUCAUCAUACGCCUUAUUGCGAAACCUUAAAUUUUUAGAUGAACCCUCAUAUCGUUUAAAUAGAGAUGAUAGUUUGCAAUUAAUAAGAAAAGAUAUUCAAAAACACAUUAAAACAGCAUAUGAGAGAAAUCAACAUUAUUAUAACAUACGAACUCGACCCCAAAGGUUUACGGUAGGCCAAGAAGUUUUACGUCGUAAUUUUGUCCAAAGCAAUGCUGCGGAUCGGUUCAAUGCCAAAUUUGCUCCUUUAUUCGUAAAAGCUAAGGUAAAGGCUAAGCUGGGAAAUCAUUACUACCAACUCGAAGAUCUACAGGGUAAACAAAUCGGCACAUUUCAUGCUAAAGAUAUUCGGAUAUAA